Pseudoliparis swirei is the source of this 1317-nucleotide messenger RNA. RefSeq names its product dnaJ homolog subfamily C member 30, mitochondrial-like. Lineage: Eukaryota; Metazoa; Chordata; Actinopteri; Perciformes; Liparidae. The record is from RefSeq and is a predicted model, not a curated record. The transcript has a single exon. The coding region runs from base 14 to 976 and encodes 320 amino acids.
AGCCCCGUCCAACAUGGCGGAGGUCCGACUGCGUUCCGGGAGGGGAGCGUACAACUUUGCCCAAAGUCGAUACCGCCUUGAAAGUCGUGUCAAACAAAGUAAACACGCAGCACAAGCUUCGUCUCCAUCGGCGGAGUUUAUUCUCGGCGACAUUCAAAGUGGAGAACUACGGGGAGCCGGAAGUGCAGCUUCACGGGAGAGUUACAUAACGAGGACACCGCUGUCAGGUCAUGUUGACAAUGCCCUCGGCAAAGAGUGCUGCCUCUAUAAAAAGCUGCAGAUUCAAAGCAUAGCGACGUGUCUCCCUCCGUACCGGAUCAACGGCAGCUUCCGGUGUACCGUUUGGUCCGCUCGUCCACAGCAGCGCCCCGGGUUGUGUUUAGGACCGGCACCGGGACCGGUGGUGUUCAUCAGAGCUUACAGCGACAACGGAGCGCGACUGGAGCCCCUUUACAAAACCAAAACGGGCUACUAUGACACCCUGGAGGUGUCGCCCACUGCCAAUCAAACGCAGAUAAAAGCCGCCUACUUCAAGCAGUCCUUCGUCUACCACCCGGACAGAAACGCCGGCAGCGAGCACGCCAAGGUCCGCUUCUUCGAGAUCAGCGAGGCCUACACGGUGCUCGGCAACAAGGCGCUGAGGAAGAAGUACGACCGGGGCGUGCUGAGUCCGUCGGAACUCAUCGCCACCGCCAAGCCCGCCGCCAAGGACACCGGGGGCUCCUCCGGAGAGCAACCCGGAACCCGACCGUCCGCGGUGGGCGCAGACAGACGGCAGGUGCUCUUUGAUUUCGACAAGUUCAUCAAGGCCCACUACAGCGAGCAGCUGCAGAGGCAGCAUGACGCCCGGCUCCACAAGGAGGAGAUGCUGAAGAGGAAGGCGGAGACGGGGGUGGACACGGCGACCACGUUCAUGGUGAUGGGGGUGAUGGUGCUGAUGGCGACGGCCUUGGGUGUCGCCACAGGUUUGAAGUGAGGAUAUUGCAAGUGAAAUAGGAUUACGCUGUUUUUGUGAACCGCUGCAAAUCAAAGACCGGAAAGUGUAUGGAUGUGUGUUCUCAGGACUAACUGUAAUCUGUAAUCUGUCUGAACAAUGCAACUUCCAGCAGAGCAGUGGGGAUAACUAGUCCUGGCUAUACCUUAUUUAAAUCAGUGUUGCUAUUGAACCAUGUAGCAAUGUAAGGGAUGUGUAUAUUAGUCAUACAUUGAGUCUUAUUUUCAUUAUGAAAGGUGCCUUUAUUUAUUUUAAACAUCCACAUUGUUCAGAUAUUUAAUUAAUAAAUGAGUUGAUUGGUGCCUGGCGGAGCAGUAAACAAA